AUGUCGAUAUUUUCCGAUGAUGUCUUGCUGACGCGCUCCCGAAGCAACAGCGAGUCGCAGUUCAAGUCUACGCGCGCGGAAAAGCGUCUGGGCCGGCUGUUCAAGCCUCCGUCCACCACGAGCUCGACUCCCAAACAGGGCCCCUCGAACACCAACAGCUCCACAGCCAGCGUAGGGUCGUCGGUGCCGUCUGCGAGCGGCAAGGGCGAGCCCAAGCAGCUGGCACUGGAGGAUCUGAAAUACCAUGUUGGGCGAAAUCUGCGCAGCAUGAGCCAGAGUGCCAUUCCUACCACCUCGUCGGUGACGGGGCAAAAUGGCGGGCUGUCGGCGUCGGCUCUACCCAGAAAGCCGUCUCUGGCAUCGCAAACAGCCGGCACGGACGGCAAGCUGACCACGUUGCGCGAGGUUCACGGCUCGGCGGCCUCAGAACGGCUGGUCUUUUCUGACACCAUGAAAAUAGCACACAAAGUGCGAUUUGUCUACUCCGAGUUUACGAGCGUGCUAAAAAACCUGGGGAUCUCUAUCAACACGUCAACAAACUCGUUCAACAACUUUGUGAGUCUGUACGACUUUGUCAACCGACGUGCCAACGAUACAGACAGGGAAGCCAUCCAGGAGAGUCUUCGCUCGCAGCUGGCGACGCAGCUGGUUGAACUGUUGAAGGAUCUGCGCAAGAUAGUGGACCAUCUCACGUUUCCGAGCCACAUGGUGGCGUCGCUGAGCACGGAAACGAUCAGAAUGGCGUACUUUUCGCUGUUUUCGCUGCUGGUGGAGCUGACAGGUAUCUGCAAAAUUCUCGAUCCGUCGUUCACACCUCGGACACAGCAGAAAACCUCGCGUCCCGCCCAACUUGCGGCUGCUCCGCUGGCGCCCCAGAAGCUGCGCACACAGCCACCCAAGAUUAAUAGGGCGCCGCCUCCGAAUCCGCAGCACGCUCAAACAAUUCCUGUACCUCAGCGUCAGCCAUCCGUGCAUCGCCAGCCGCUCAAGAUCGACACGAAUCUGCCGGCGGUGCCGCGGCAGGACUCGGAGCUGAGUGCUAUCAGCAACAUCGAGUCAACGACAGACAACGAGAAGCUAUACGAAAUCAUCAGCUUCACGACACAGGCGGCCCACGCUGUGUUCACCCAGCUCAACGAUGCGCUGGCCAAGAGCGCCAUCAGCACCGCACAAAACACACAGAACUCGCAAGUCUCGCAGGACGGCGGCCCAGACACCCAGGAUCUACCCAACAUCGCGCAAAAGGUCAAGGAGCUCACGACAUACUGCAUGAGCUCGAUGGAGCAGACCAAACGGAUCAAGACGGUGCUCAAUCAGACGCGCAGCGCGCAGCGGCUCGACGAGGACCAGCAAAAGAGACUCUACGAGGAAACAAACCUGUUUCUCAAGUCGAUCAUCAGCUUUUUGGCAGCCACAAAGGGUGCGUUGCAGGACAUGCCAGCGCUGAACGAGGUGCGUGGGGCACUCUCGAACCUUACGCGAGCCACCAAAGAGCUGACGAUCCGUCUCGAAACAAGCGUGCUCAAGCAGUCGGUCACCAACGCCACGGACCAGCCGCCUCUCUCAUCGAUCCCGUCGGUCGCCAACUUCCAAAACGGCCAUUUUGGCCAGGAAGCCACCGCCCGCACAGUUCCGUCACCGCUCCAGUCGGAAAAGGAGGACUCGAUGCAGCAGCACGUGAAGAGUCUCCAGACGAGUGGCCUCGAGCAUGUGGCGCAGCUGCCGGUCACGACGCCGCUCGUGGCGUCCAUUGGGCCCACUGCCGCUUCUGUCGUGCUGCCGGUAGCCUCGCCGAUGGGUGUGAACGUCAACCCGCCCGAGUACAACCCGUUUGAUAAGUUGAGCGACGCCGACGCGAAGCGUGUUACGUAAGGCGGACGGAAGAGAUUACGAAAUUCAGGCUGGAAAUUAUUUUCGUGAAUAAGCGAACAUGAGUGUGGAGAUCAAGGGCAGCACUGGCUACGGUCUUAUGUCGCUGACAUGGCGGCCGCAGCCUGUUUCAUAUGAACAGGCAUUUGCCACGAUCAAUAACGCCCUUUCGGACGGCAUUGAGUUCUUCAACGCGGGCGAGUUCUACGGCAAUCUGCCUAACGAUAAGCACGCCAAUCUGGAGCUUUUGCGGGCCUAUUUUGCCAAAUACCCUGAGUCGCGUUCCAAGAUGGUUGUCUCCGUGAAGGGGUGCGUUGACCUUCCGAAUCCGCCGGACAACUCGCCUGAGAACAUUGCCAAGUCCAUCCGCAAUAUUGCCUCGUAUUUUCCGGACGGGAUGUUUGAUAUUUUUGAGCCGGCAAGACAGGACGGCAAGCAUCCUAUCGAAGAGGUGGUGAGAAGCAUUGUUCCUUUUAUUGAACAGGGCGUUGUCCGCGGAAUUUCCCUAAGCGAGGUGUCUGCCACCACUGUUCGUCGCGCUGCCAAAUUGUUCCCAAUUUCGUGCGUGGAGGUAGAGUUUUCACUCUGGUCGCGCGACAUUCUGAGCAACGGUGUGAUGGACGCGUGCAGGGACUUGGGAAUACCUGUGAUUGCGUACUCGCCGCUCGGCAGGGGCUAUCUGACCGGCCAGAUAAAAUCGGUGGACGACAUUCCCGAAGGCGAUUUUCGGCGGACGUUGGACCGGUUCUCGUCGCAGGAGGUUCUGGAGAACAACAUGAGCGUGGUCAAAUUGGUGGAGGAGCUUGCAAGGCAGAAAAAGUGCACUUUGGCGCAGAUCGCGCUGGCGUGGAUCCGCAAGCACAACGAGUUCCCUGAAAAAUACGCCAGGGUGAUCCCGAUCCCGUCCUCGUCAACGCCAGCGAGAAACCACGAGAACAACACGGAGAUCCCACUCACAGAUGCCGAAUUUGCGGCCCUGAACGAGCAACUCGACAAGAUCGAAAUCAGGGGCGGUAGAUACAAUGCGCAUGCGGCGGACUAUCUCGAAAAAUAAAUGAAUACCAUUUAUUUAUCUGCGUACUUACUAAAACAGUCUCUCGUACGGGGAUUUAAACCGGCUUAGCAACCGGCUGUGCCAACUGGUUCGCUUGCUGUCGAUGACGUCCAUUUUUUCGACGUCCAUCGACGAAAGAACCUGGUCGUCGGCCCAUUCAACACGCUCCUCUGCAACACGUAUGUUGUCCAACACGGGCAUCUUCCAGCUCUUGAGACGGAGCGAGUUGAAAACAACGCUCACAGAAGAACACGCCAUCGCUGCCGAUGCAAUCAUCGGGUUCAUUGUGAGGCCGCAAGGAAUUAUUAAAAGGCCCAUCGCAAUUGGGAGCAUAAUCAGAUUGUACACCACGGCCAGAACAAAGUUCACCUUAAUGCUGCGGAACGUGCGCUGCGAGAUGUCCAGGGCGGCAAGAAUUCCUGCGGUGCCGUCCUUGCGACCGUACUCCUGCAACGCGAUGCCGUCGUCGUCGUCGUCCGGCUGCACAGAGGAGAGCAGCACCACGUCUGCAGCCUCAAUGGCUAUAUCGGUGCCCGUGGCAAUAGUCAUGCCCAAGUCUGCCUGGAUGAGCGCCGGCGCAUCGUUGAUGCCGUCGCCGACAAAUGCAACCUUGAGGCCGUGUUUUUGCAUCUGGUCCACCACGCGCAGCUUGUCGUCAGGCUGGGCCUGCGCAAAAACGUUCAUCAGCGGGAUACCCACGGCCUGGGCAACGGCACGUGCAGUCUGCACGUUGUCCCCCGUCACCAUGGCAACGGCAAAGCCUCGGUCGAUCAGCGCAGAAACGGUGCCGGAAGCGUCGGACUUGACCGUGUCGGCCAGCUCGACGUAGCCAAUGUACUUGUCGUUGACAAGAAUGUGCGAGAACGUGGAGAUGUGCGGGUUGUUGAGGCGCGUGCAGCAGUCGAGAAAGUCGGCCAGGUUGUCGAUUUUUCUCUCCUUCAUCAGCUGGUCGUUUCCUAUAGCAACAUUAUAGUCCUGACCGUCCAGCCUAGUCUGGGCCUCCAAUCCAAGACCCACAAUGUUGUGCACCUUGGUGACCUCGACUGCAAGUAGCGAGGUGCGAGCAGAGGCUCCCAAAACCAGUGCUUUUCCAACAGGGUGCUCACUAUCGUGCUCUAUGGCAUGAACUAUGCUCCAGACCAGUUUCUCGUCCAUGUCACCGAUAAAGUGGUAGUUCGACACGCGCAUCUUGCCUGUCGUGAUGGUGCCUGUCUUGUCGAAUACGACACAGUUGAUGCCGCUCGCUUUUUCCAGUAUGUCAGCACCCUUGAUCAAAAUUCCGUUCGUGGCCCCAACGCCGGUACCAACCAUCACCGCCGUCGGCGCGGCCAGUCCGAGCGCACACGGACAGGCCACAACGACGACAGAUAUUGCGAUUUGCAAGAUUCUGGAGAAAACAACGUUCCCGGUGUCGCUGUCGACGAAAUACGCCGGCACUUUGUCGGCAGGCAGGCAGAAUAUGUAGACGCACCAGAAAAUAAAGGUGAGCAGCGAUAGUACCAAGAUUGUAAUGACAAACUUGCCGGCAAUCACGUCGGCAAAUUUCUGGACCGGCGCCUUGGUGAUCUGGGCGUCUCUCACAAGCUUGACGAUCUGCGACAGGUGCGUCUUCUCGCCAAUCACUUCGACACGCAUGUACAAGGGCGACGCGACGUUGAUGGAUCCGCCGUACAGCUUGGAGCCAAUUCUUUUCACCACGGGAAGGCUUUCUCCCGUCAAAAGCGCCUCGUCGACCUCUGAGGACCCGUAGAUACACUCGCCGUCGGCAGGCACUUUUCCACCGGGAUGGAGCACCACCACGUCGUUUUUCUGGAGCAGGUCGGUGCUUAUCUCUUUCUGGGGUGAGUUGAGGUCGUCAGGGUUUUCGAGAAUCGUGCACAUGGAUGGUGUCAGGGACAAAAGCUUCGAAAGAGCAGUAGACGUGUUGCCCUUGGCCUUGGAUUCUAUCCAUUUGCCGAGAGAGACAAAUAUGAAGAGCAUGGCAGAAGUGUCGAACAUGACGGAAGCGGGCUUUUGAGAAUCAUGGAAAAUGGCGUUCAGAAUGGAGCAUGUCGAGUAGACGUAGACAGUGGUGGUGGAAACACAUAUUAGGAGGUCCAUGGUACCGUUGCGAUGCCGGAUGGCCUUGUACGAGUUGAUGUAGAACCGUCGAGCAAGCCAGAAUUGUAUGUAUGAGCCAAGACAAAACUCGAGCAGCGUCUCGAGAAAGAGGCCGUGAUACAGCACUAUGGGUGUCCAAUGGACGUGCAGUAUCAUGGCCAUCAGCGGCCAUAUGUGGUGGCGGAAGAAGAUCGGGAACCCAAAGGCCACCAUUUUCAGAAACGUCUGUCGCCAGUAGGCCACGUCGCGGACCUUCAGCAGCAGAUCGAGCUGCGAUGCGGAAUCCAAGUUCGAGUUCAGGAUAGCGUCAAAUCCGCAGUCCUCUAUCACCUCCAUGAUCUUUCUUAUGCCUGUGCGAUUCGUGUCGUAAACAAUCCGAGCUUCUUCGGUGGCCAGCGCCACUUGACAGCUGACGACGCCGUCCAGUUUCAUCACCGCGUUCUCGAUCGAGUUCGAGCAGUUCGAACAAGUCAUUCCGUAGAUUUUCAGCGCCAGCGACUCGUUGUCGUUGAUCGCCUGCUCGUUCUUUGUCUCCAACAGAUUGGCCUCAAACCCGCAGUCUUCCACGGCCUCGCACAGCCUGCUAGCCUCGCACGUAUGUGUCACAGUCGCCUGCUCGGUCAGAAGCGAAACCUGCACAGCCUGGACUCCGUCCACCUUUUUCAGUGCGUCCGUCACGGCGUUGACACAAGAACUGCACGUCAUGCCUCCAAUGGUGAUAUAUGACGUGCGCAUUUCUGUGGCCGCGUCCUCCGACGCAAUCACUCUCGCUCCAAAGCCUAUAUCCUCGACGGCGUGCUGGAGAGCCGAUGCCGGGACGGCGUGCGAGUGCUCGACCAGAGCCUCCUCCGUAAUCAGUGCCACCUGGACGGCCUCGACGCCGUCUAUCUGCCGCAGGCAAUCCUCAACCGCAGCCGUGCAGGCCGAGCACGUCAUUCCAUCGAUGUGCA
Molecule: messenger RNA, 5973 nt
Organism: Ogataea polymorpha
Lineage: Eukaryota; Fungi; Ascomycota; Pichiomycetes; Pichiales; Pichiaceae
Exons: 1
Coding region: 1-1872 (623 amino acids)
Source: RefSeq, a predicted model, not a curated record